This is a messenger RNA of Rhodotorula toruloides NP11, 1278 nucleotides long. Its product is annotated as nuclear export factor. The transcript is spliced from 10 exons. The coding region runs from base 1 to 1278 and encodes 425 amino acids. NCBI's taxonomy places the organism in Eukaryota, Fungi, Basidiomycota, Microbotryomycetes, Sporidiobolales, Sporidiobolaceae. The record is from RefSeq and is a predicted model, not a curated record. Gene Ontology annotation, cellular component: nucleus.
AUGGCGUCCUCAAAAUGGCCUCCAGCACUCAAGGAGUUCGUCAACGAGACUUUCGCGAAAUGCACGGACGCCAAUCGGGCAGCGGUCGAGGCAGAGCUCAAGCAAGCCAUCUACAAGGCCUUCGAGUCGGGGACGAUGUGGAGUACGGACUGGAAGCAGUUCAAGCUGGAGAGCCUCAACCCGACGAAGAAGCGAAAAGCCUUCGUACCGUCAACACCAGCAUCUCAUGGCGUUGUGCCUGGACUCUCAGACGAGCGCGACCGACGAGAAAAGCGCGCGCGGCGGUUCGAGGCGGAGGCGGCAGCGGUGACGAACGGGACAGGUUCGCUGGCGGCGCGGAUGGGCAAUGUCGGACGGUUAGUACAGGGAGGCGUGCACUCGUACGGCGAAUACAGCAGCGGUUCGGCGACGCCUGAGCCAGACGCGGCGUACGAUCCGAACGUCAUCGACUGGGACCGGUAUACGAUCGUCGGGAAGAGCACGAAGCUGGAGAAGCCGUACUUGCGGCUAACAUCACUACCCGAUCCAAACACCAUCCGACCACUCGAGAUCCUGAAACAGACGCUCGACCUGCUUAAGCAGAAGUGGAGGGAGGAGGGGAACUACAACUACAUCUGCGACCAGUUCAAGAGCAUGCGGCAAGACUUGAUCGUCCAGCGGAUAACGAACGACUUCACCGUGCAAGUGUACGAGAUCCACGCCCGGAUAGCGCUCGAGAAGGGAGAUCUCGGCGAGUUCAACCAGUGUCAGUCUCGGCUACGACAGCUCUACCGCCUCGGACUCAAUGGCCAUCCGAUGGAAUUCCUUGGCUACCGGAUCCUCUACCUCCUCUUCUCUCGAAAUCGCGCAGAACUCAACACGACCCUCGCCGAACUCACGCCCGAAGAGACGCGCGACCCGUCCGUCUCGCACGCCCUCGCAGUCCGCCUCGCCGUCUCGCAGGGCAACUACACUAAAUUCUUCCGCUUGUUCAACGCCGCGCCCAAGAUGGGAGCUUACGUCAUGGACCACUUUGUACCGCGCGAGAGGGUGACGGCGCUCGUAACGAUGUGCAAGGCCUAUCUGCAGAUUCCGCUCCGCCUCAUCACGACGCAGCUCUCCUUCGACUCGGAGCAAGAAGCGUUCGAUUUCCUCUCGGCCAACAACGCCGCUUUCCUCAAGGAUGCGCCAGCCGGUACAGCGCUGUCAGACCGACAAGUCGACUCGAAGGCUGCGCUCGUCCCGCUGAAUGAGGUCUUGGUCAAGGCGGCGAAGGCGGACUUGAAGGGGCAGAUUUGA